This is a messenger RNA of Amyelois transitella, 2460 nucleotides long. RefSeq names its product pancreatic lipase-related protein 2. The transcript has 8 exons. The record is from RefSeq and is a predicted model, not a curated record. NCBI's taxonomy places the organism in Eukaryota, Metazoa, Arthropoda, Insecta, Lepidoptera, Pyralidae. Bases 36 to 1181 code for a protein of 381 amino acids. Gene Ontology annotation, molecular function: lipase activity.
UCAAGAUAAUACAACUCCACCCGCAGUGAGCGACGAUGGCGCCUGCGUAUGCGCACAUACUGGCGGCCGCGGCUGCGCUGCUUGCAUACGACACGCUUGCCCAGCGGAAUCCAAUCAAAGAGGCUUUGCUGCUCCACAGCGACAACUUCACCAACGUGUCGUUUGAGGACUGUAUCUGGAAGAGGGACCGGGAGCCGUGUCCAGACCCCGACGUCUUCCUGAAUUUAUACACGGAGGCCCAGCCCGAGAAAAAACUUGUGGACCUAUCAAGCGAGGAUUGGCUGCGUCAGAGCGGCUGGGAGCCGGCGCACGAGACAGUGCUGAUCAUCCACGGGUACGCUGGCGGGGAUGACACUCUGCCUAUCACUGUGCUGAGAGAUGCCUACCUCCGCCGCGGCGGUUACAACGUCUUCAUGCUGGACUGGGGGGCGCUCUGCCAGCCUCCGUGCUACGUCGCAGCCGUCCACAACCUCCGGCCGGUGGCGCGGUGCGCGGCCGAAGCCCUAGGGUCGCUGCGGCGCGCGGGCCUCCGCCCUGACAGGCUGACUUGCGUGGGCCACUCCCUUGGAGCGCAUCUCUGUGGCAUCAUGGCCAACUUCUUGUCUUUUAGACUGAAUAGGAUCAUUGGUCUAGACCCUGCCCGGCCAUUGAUCCGUUCUGCGCCGGCGCUGCGCUUAGACCCGGGCGACGCACGCGCAGUCCACGUGCUACACACCAACGCCGGCCGCUAUGGAGAGGCGUCCAGACUUGGGCAUGCGGACUUCUGUCUCAAUGGCGGUCGCAGCCAGCCAUUUUGCGAGGACACGCCUAACGAGGCGCUCUGCAGCCACAUCUGGUCCAUUUGCUACCAGGCGGAGAGCCUGUUCCGCGCGCGGGCGGCCACGCCGUGCGGGCGGCGCUGCUCCGUGCGAGUGCCGCCCGCGCGCGCCGCCGUGCUGCCCGUGCCGCUCGGCCAGCCCGCGCCCAUGACAGCAUCAGGCGCAUACUGCGUGGAAGACUACACGCCUCCAUUCUGCCCGGACACAUCUAACGCGGCGGAGGGCGACCGCCGCUGCUGCCUGGACGAGCAGUACGCGGCCGCCGCCAGCGCGCCGCCCGUGCGCAAGCGGCCGCGCCCGCUCGUGCGGCUGCGCGCGCGCAGGGUCAACGCGCCCGACGACAACGCCCUACAUGAUGAUUAAACUCACAAUUGUGGGCCCAAUAGAUUUAGUCAUUCUCUGAACCCAAUUAAACUUUUGCUUUAUUCAGUUUUGUAUGGCCAACAUAAGAUUUAAAUUAUCUUGCUAAAGAAUAUUUCUUAGCGGAGGGCGAGGGCGACCGUUGCCAGCGGUGCGCAGGCGGCCGAAUUGGUAAUGAGGCUGCGCGCGCGCAGACGUAAUAAGUGCGAGAACAUCGCUCUGCAUGAUGAUCAAUGUAAUGUUUUACCUUAUUAUGUGCCCGACAUUAGUAAUAAGCUGUCUGAACUGUAAUCUUUGCCUUUGUCAGAUUUAUUUAAACAUUGAGCAAUAAACUUUAAAAAUAAUGAUUUUAGGUAAAUUUUAUAGGUAACGAAUUAAACAAUUACGUAGAUACAUAAUGCAGGCAAAAUGUUACCAGUUGUUGAAGGUGGCUAAGUUUCUGUGCUGUUCAAUCAAUCAAUUGAUGCCAAAGGAUGUCAAUUGAAAGUGGACACGUGUUACCUUUUUUCAUAUUUUUUCCAAGGUUGUAUGGACGGGGUUUGUAAAUUUCUGACGUUAGAAAUGAUUUUCGAAGGUAAAUGUUUUCUAUUGCAUACAAAUCGGGCUUCUUUACCACCUACUUACUGAAUAAAUAUUAAAGGUUUUAACCACAUUUUAAUGUUAGAUAGGAAUUUUUAACAAAAAGAAAUUAAAUCUUUCAUAAAUUUUAUUUAAUGACAUUUCAUCAUUGCUACAAAUUAUUGUUUCCUUGUAAGGUACAUCAUAAUUGCAUUUUCUAUGUAAGGCUACGGUGAUGACAAAUUUAAACCAUUUUUGUAAUAGGUUGUAUACAUGAGUAAGCUCACUAUAGAUAAAUAGGUAUAAAUUAUUCUUUAAAUUAUUUAUUAAAGCUAAAUCGACUGAAGACAGAAUUGGAGCCAAAGAAAUUAAGUCUUAAGAGGAUAUAACAGGGUCCAUUUUUCUAUAUAAAAAUAAAGACAAUUUCAUAGCUAAAUAUGUCUUCAAAUCUCAUGAGAAGAUGCGCAAAAAUAAAUAAUUGAAAAAAAAACACACACAACCGCAAACAAAUAUCAUCAAUAAAAACGAACCUUGGACCUCCAAUACGCCCACUGACAUUUUAACCACUGCACAAUGAGGGAGGUAAAAUUUAAACAUUGUCCCUGUUGUAUCCUCAUUCUUGCAAUGACACAAAUGUAUAUUAUUAAGUACAGAAAAUCUCAUUAAAUAUUUUUUGAAAGCAUUGGUUUCAUUUAAUCAAUUUAAAAAAUUCCCAACGAUAAUC